Arachis stenosperma is the source of this 1839-nucleotide messenger RNA. RefSeq lists its product as uncharacterized. The record is from RefSeq and is a predicted model, not a curated record. Bases 479 to 1699 code for a protein of 406 amino acids. NCBI's taxonomy places the organism in Eukaryota, Viridiplantae, Streptophyta, Magnoliopsida, Fabales, Fabaceae. The transcript is spliced from 3 exons.
UUCAGCCUUCGUUUCCACUCCAAAUCUUUGUGGAACACCAAUUCACUCUUCCUUAUCCAGCCCUAGCUACUCUUUUCGACCCACUGCCGCCUCUCCGUCGAGCCACUGCCGCGUCCGUCCGUCGAGCUCGGCCACCGUUCGUCCGUGUAGCCACUGCACCCAAGUCUCCAACUCCCCUGCUCUCUUCUUCGGCGAGCUCGCCCCAUCUCCUACUCUUUGCAUCUUCCUGCCGUCGUCUGGUUGGUGUCGUCUAUCAGUGAAGGGUCUGUCGGCGUCGUCUUCGAAGUUGAACCACGAUUAGACCGGUUGAACUAACAAACCAGUGACUAGAAUGGUUUUAUGACCGGUCCGGUUCUCAGAACCUUGCUUACACCUUCUUCAACCAACACUUUCAUCAGCAUCGGCUUCGGUGCAGCACAAAGUGACUUUUUUUCUAGGAUCUGACUCUUUGUAACUCAACAUAGCUUGCGUCAGAGACAUGGACGAGAUUAAUCGAUGGGCAGACAUUAAUGAAGAUUUGUUUAAAGAAAUUUCAAAACGAUUCCAUGCCUACGAUGAUUACAUCCGGCUUCGAUUGGUUUGCAAAGAGUGGAGCUUGAAACAUCCAAAGAUUCCCAAUGGAAACAAAAUUCCGUGGUUAUUGUUACCUGACGAAACUGUCAAGAAUUAUUCCUACGAAGACGAGGAGAUUCAUCAUCUCAUGCAAUUAGGUGCUGCAGAUGAUGAAACUCUUGAUACUUGUGCCCUUGAAGAGAAAGAUAUUUACCAUAUCAUGCUGUCAGAGAUGCAGUCGUACAACAAGUUCGUUCGCGGUUCUGGUCAUGGAUGGUUGAUUGUCCAAUCCAUAUCUGAUGGCACUAUGCAAAUGUUAAAUCCAUUUACAAAUCAUAGUUUGGAUCUUCCUCCAGUCUCAACUUUACCCACUAUAAUUGAUUACCAGCCUGAUAAUCAUGGGGAUGAAUACACAAUGUGGGAUUUUCGUGACAUUAGGAUCACCCUGGAUAGAGAUAGAACACAUAGAUUCCAAGUUGAAAAGGUUAUUAUAAACUCAUCUCCUGAGCAUGACAUUGAAAAUUUUAUGGCGGUGGUGAUAUUCGGACCUAACCAGCGAUUGGCCUUUUACAAGCCUGGCAAUAUGAGAUGGGUAGAAUUUCCAACCAGAGAUAAGGGGUUUAAUGACGUAAUAUUUUUCCAAGGAAAGAUAUAUGCCAUAAACAAUUACGGGCAGCUAUAUGAAUUUUAUACAAACACAAGAGCAGGGCUUAAGGGAGGAAUCCAUGAAACCAGACCACCAUCUGAAAUUCCCGUAGGCCCUCUCAGGCUUAAAUAUCUUAUUGGGUGCACCAAUGGAAGUUUAUUGAUGUUGACAAGAUAUGUUAACCUUCCCUUGGGGAAGGAAUUAGGGACUUCCAAAUUCGAUAUCUAUGAGUUAAAAAGAAACGGGAAAGAAUGGUCAACAUUAGAUAAUUUAGGUGACUAUAUACUAGUGAUUGGAUAUAAUUCAUCUGUUCAAAUUUCUGUGCCUUUUCUAAGCAAAGGAAAUCAGAUUUGGUUUACAAAUAACCAAAUGGAGUUGCAAUCAUCAUUUUACGAUCCUGUUGCCCAAGAUAUCGGCAUCUUCGACUUGGACCAUGGAAAUUUCCAGAGAGUUUUGUUAGAUGUGAAGUUCUUUUGUCCUCCUGUUUGGUUGUUAUCCUAAUUCAUACUCCUUAAGCUUUUGUCCUUGUACUUUAAUCUUUUCAAAUUUCAAGUCUUUUAAUUUGUUUAGACUAUUUAUUACAUAUCCUUAAAAUGUUAGUUCUCCCCGUAUGGUGAAUACAUGUUUGCAAAUUAUUAUGA